AUGUCUCAACCCUCAACAAAAGAACUCUAUGAGGCUGCCACGAAGGGUGAUUUGUCGGCCGUUAAAAAAAUUGUAGAAGGAGGGAAGGCCGAUCUGAAUGCUUUUAUGCAUGUUGGAAUAUUUGAUAGUGAGUGGGUAUGCAUCCUUUUAGUUUUGAUUUUUUCGAGCAAAGUUGGAGUUAGGGGAUUGGGUAAGUUAACCUUCCUUGUUCGAGCUCUUUCCAACACUUCGUUCACCAAGAACCCCCUUCAUGGCGCAGCCUCAAAAGACAAUGUUGAAAUACUGGAGGUGCUUGUGAAAGCAGGAUUAAACGUCAAUAGCAAGGCUUACUUUGGAGAUACACCGCUUCACAUUGCUUGCUAUUUUGGAAGGGUUGCGUCUGUAGAGGAGCUUUUACGAUUGGGUGCAGAUAGGUCCAUUAAAAACAACGCAGGAAAAACACCGUAUGAGAUCGCAGAAACAAGAGGCCAAAGUAUGGUGAGCAGAUUGGUCAAAAUUUAA
Messenger RNA from Naegleria fowleri, 501 nucleotides. RefSeq lists its product as uncharacterized. The transcript is spliced from 5 exons. Gene Ontology annotation, biological process: regulation of barbed-end actin filament capping. Bases 1 to 501 code for a protein of 166 amino acids. Lineage: Eukaryota; Heterolobosea; Eutetramitea; Acrasida; Naegleriidae. Gene Ontology annotation, cellular component: cytoplasm; nucleus. The record is from RefSeq and is a predicted model, not a curated record. Gene Ontology annotation, molecular function: protein binding.